Messenger RNA from Nerophis lumbriciformis (worm pipefish), 1269 nucleotides. Its product is annotated as G-protein coupled receptor 83-like. Gene Ontology annotation, biological process: neuropeptide signaling pathway. Gene Ontology annotation, molecular function: neuropeptide Y receptor activity. Gene Ontology annotation, cellular component: plasma membrane. NCBI's taxonomy places the organism in Eukaryota, Metazoa, Chordata, Actinopteri, Syngnathiformes, Syngnathidae. The record is from RefSeq and is a predicted model, not a curated record.
GCCAACCGGACGUGGCUGCUGCUGGACUUCGACGAGGGCAUGUUGGAGGACUGGCGCUCCCUGGCCAGCGGCGACGGGCGGCGCGGCGAGAGGGCGAGCGUGAAGGCGCUGCUGGUGGCCGCCUACUCCGUCAUCAUCGUCAUCUCGCUCUUCGGGAACACGCUGGUGUGUCACGUCAUCGUCAAGAACAAGCGCACGCAGUCGGCCACCAGCGUGUUCAUCAUGAACCUGGCCGUGGCCGACGUCUUCAUCACGGUGCUCAACACGCCCUUCACCCUGGUGCGCUUCGUGCACAGCACCUGGGUGUUUGGCAGGACCAUGUGUCACGUCAGUCGCUUCGUACAGUACUGCUCGCUGCACGUCUCCACGCUCACGCUCACCGCCAUCGCCGUGGACCGACGCCAGGUGAUCCUGCAUCCCCUAAGACCCCGCAUGACCCCGACUCAAGGCAGCGUUUGGGUCGCCGUCAUCUGGAUCAUGGCCAGCUGCUUCUCCCUCCCACACGCCAUCUACCAAAAACUCUUUACCUUCACUUUCAGCCAGGAGAGGGAGCGCAGUCUGUGCAUCCCAGACUUCCCCGAGCCCUCAGACGUCUCCUGGAAGUACAUCGACCUGCUCACCUUCAUCCUCCUCUACAUGCUGCCCCUCCUCGUCAUCACCAUGUCCUACACCACGGUGGCCCACCGCCUGUGGCGCCACAGCGCCAUCGGCGACGCCACCACGGCGCAGCACGCCAACCAGAAGAGGAGGCGCCACCGCACGGUGGCCAUGCUGCUGAUGGUGGUGGUGGUGUUCGCCGUCUGCUGGUUCCCGCUCAACUGCUACGUGGUGCUGCUCUCCAGCCAGGCCAUCCACUCCUCCAACGUGCUCUACUUCUGUUUCCACUGGCUGGCCAUGAGCUCCACCUGCUACAACCCCUUCAUCUACUGCUGCCUCAACCCCAACUUCCGCCAGGAGCUCCGCCUCCUGCUGAGCGUGUGCAGGCGGCGCCGGAGAGUGACGGCGGAGCUGGCGCUGGAGCUGGAGCUGGAGCGCCGGCCCGCCCCGGCCGACGCUCCGUGCCGCAGGGACGCCUGGCCCGAGAAUGAGGAGCGCUUGGGACCGAGGCAAGCUUUGCCGCAGCCCAGCAAGGACUCCUCGCGGAAGAGUCGCACCCUGACCGGGGAGUCGCACCACCUUAAGGACGUGCAGGCGCUCUUCAUCGCCAGACAGGCGCUCACGGGGAGGACUGACAUCCAGUCUGUGGAGCCCUUCGUGGUUGUCAACUAA